ACAGAAUUAACUGUGAAAUAUCCAACGCGGAAUAAAUAUGGAUUCGUCUGACGAAGAAGACUUCAUCGUUGGGCCUGGAUGGGCGCAAAUAAAAUUGUCGAUAAACCAACUUCAAGAAAAUUUAAAUAUGCUGUGCGAGACACUCAACUUGGUUGUUGACAUUGAAAAUAUAAAACAGACGAGCACGCGACGUGUUGAGAUUCGAGAUUCAUCGAGACGGAUUUUAGACAAACAAGCACAUUUCAUGGAAAAAUUCAAAGAAAAAUUAGAAAGCUACAAAUGUACGAGCAUCGACGGAGGAGAGUCGGAAUUGGAAUACAUAGAAACAUACAUAACGCUAACUCGACAAGUUGACACUUCUAUAUCUACUUUGCUUGACGGUGUAGUAAAACAGUUAUCCUUGAAAACUGACGCAGAAAAAAAACUAUCCAAUGAAUUCGCCACUCUAGAGAUAAGUUUCCACCAAUUAGAAUCACAGAUAAUGAAAGAGAAAAUUAGGUAUGACAAACUAACGUCUGAAGUGAAUGUUGAAAAAGCGAGAUGUCGAAAGCUCGAGCAACAGCUAGUUGAAAAAUCAAAUCUAGUCAAACAACUUCGUCGUGAAUCCACAGUUGCAUUAUGGGUACGCGAAAAACAAAAAAUCGAGGAAGCCAUAGCAACGCGAGAGAGCGAGCUAGCAUGGAAAUUGAACAACGUCUCAGACGAGUUCGAUGAAACCAGAAAUAAAUUACAAAAUAAAAUCCGCGAGCUGCAAUAUCAGAACAGUAUUUUGAAGACGAGAAAUAACACACGAAACGGGAUAACGCGACAGGAAGCAGACGAAUUAAAGCGAAUUCUAUUCGUGAAGGAACGAGCGUUAAUUAUAGCAGAGAGCGAGGUGAAAAAACAACAGGUCUACUAUGGUGGUCUGCUAACAGGCUUGGUGACAGAUUUUCAAAUCAUGAUGUCCAAAGAUAACAUUUCCGUAGAUCAGUUCAAACACCACCAUAGAGAAUUCUACAACAGGAUGAAGAAAAUUUCACAAGGCGUUGAAGAAGGCAAUCUAGUCGGUAUUCGAUCUACGUUACCCUCACACUAUCUUGGUACUGCCAGUAAUGUUAAAAGCCAUCCAAUUAAAAUUUCUGAAGUUAAACCCGUUAUAUUUGCAGACGAUAUGGACGAGUCAGUUGAUUUGGAUAAAAUUAAAGGAAACGCAACUUUGUUAAAAUGGCGCAAGGGAUCCAGCGUCACCAGUCCAAGCUUAAAAAAACUGCUGGAGGGACUGCAGAAAGAUAAUCCUGUGCUUAUAAUGAAAAAUGGAACAUUGAGAGUGAAAGAAGCCAUGACAUACUAUCCGAAUUAUUCGGAAGAAAAAAUACGACAUCUUUUUGAAAUGUUUAAAUCAUUAGACGACAACGGCGACUUGUCGUUAGACACGGCGGAGAUUUUACACAAUCUUCCCAGAAUGCUUGGUCGCUUAGCAACGACAGAAGAGGUUGCUGACACGGUGAGAGAGAUCGACAUCGACGAAUCUGGAACGAUCGAUUUUUUUGAGUUUUUAUUAUUAAAUCAACUUUUAGAACAGGGGGAGGGUAAGUCGCGGUUGAUUAAACAACAAAGCGAAAAUAAGAAGAAAGAAAGUUAUGACGAAUCGAAAGUUUGUGCAGUCAUGUAAACUAAACACGAAGUUCUUUUUUCUCACCUCGAACGUCUUGCCCAGAUUUAUACGCCAGCGCUGAAUUUCCAGUAGAGUAUGACGCGCCAAGUCCAAAUAAAUGGCCGCAAUAUUUAU
Molecule: messenger RNA, 1771 nt
Organism: Hydractinia symbiolongicarpus
Lineage: Eukaryota; Metazoa; Cnidaria; Hydrozoa; Anthoathecata; Hydractiniidae
Exons: 2
Coding region: 38-1654 (538 amino acids)
Molecular function (GO): calcium ion binding
Source: RefSeq, a predicted model, not a curated record